GUGUGUGUGCAACGGGGAAGGGCUGUGCCUUCUGUGUUUGGUUUAAGGUGAACUUCAGUGCCUCAGAAAAACACCGGAAACAUGGCUACCGCGCAUCGCUUGGUGAUUGUCCGCCACGGUGAGAGUGCCUGGAACCAGGAGAACCGUUUCUGCGGCUGGUUCGACGCUGACCUCAGUGAGAAAGGUGUGGAGGAGGCCAAGCGCGGUGCUCAGGCCGUCAAGGAUGCCGGCAUGAAGUUUGAUGUGUGCUACACCUCGGUGCUGAAGCGUGCCGUGAAGACCCUGUGGACCAUCAUGGAGGGCACAGACCAGAUGUGGGUGCCCGUGAUCCGCACAUGGCGCCUGAACGAACGCCACUACGGCGGCCUCACCGGUCUCAACAAGGCUGAGACAGCUGCAAAGCACGGCGAGGAGCAGGUCAAGAUCUGGCGCCGCUCCUUCGACAUCCCCCCUCCCCCCAUGGACAAGGACCACCCUUACCACAAAGUCAUCAGUGAGUCAAGGCGCUACAAGGACCUGAAGGCCGGUGAGCUGCCCACAUGUGAAUCACUGAAGGACACCAUCGCCCGUGCCCUGCCUUUCUGGAACGAGGUCAUCGCCCCUGUGAUCAAAUCUGGAAAGAACGUCAUCAUCGCUGCCCAUGGCAACAGUCUCCGUGGCAUCGUCAAGCACUUAGAGGGUAUGUCUGAUGAGGCCAUCAUGGAGCUGAACCUGCCCACAGGAAUCCCAAUCGUGUACGAGCUGGACGCAAACCUGAAACCCGUCAAGCCCAUGGCCUUCCUGGGUGACCCAGAAACCGUGAAGAAGGCCAUGGAGGCUGUGGCCGCUCAGGGCAAGGUCAAGAAGUAAGCCGGCCCCCGAGGCUCCACAAGGAAUCAGAAAAAGAGACUGUUCCCCCUUACACCCAAACAGCUACAUCUUUUUCUUCCAUUUAUCUGUCUGUCCUUUACCAAUUAACCUUCACCUGAAGUCCAUUCCAACGGGGAACAUGUUGAUGCUCCCACUGGAGACGGGCCAUUUGCAGCAAGUUAGACUUUUGUUUUUUAAAACGGCAGACACUGUCAGUAACACUAUGUACAGGGUGAAAGUAAUGACCUGUCAAUCAAAGCAGAGGGCCUAGCCCUACCUUUUGUCCACACACUCAAAGACCCACACACUGUGGCAGAAGCUCAGCCUAGCAAAAUUUAGCUAAGCCCUUUUUUGAGGGCCAC
Myripristis murdjan (pinecone soldierfish) is the source of this 1211-nucleotide messenger RNA. It is a transcript of the gene pgam2, whose product is annotated as phosphoglycerate mutase 2 (muscle). The transcript is spliced from 3 exons. Lineage: Eukaryota; Metazoa; Chordata; Actinopteri; Holocentriformes; Holocentridae. Gene Ontology annotation, biological process: glycolytic process. Gene Ontology annotation, molecular function: intramolecular phosphotransferase activity. The record is from RefSeq and is a predicted model, not a curated record. Bases 82 to 849 code for a protein of 255 amino acids.